Messenger RNA from Esox lucius (northern pike), 2074 nucleotides. It is a transcript of the gene ppp1r3b, whose product is annotated as protein phosphatase 1, regulatory subunit 3B. The transcript has 3 exons. The coding region runs from base 221 to 1261 and encodes 346 amino acids. The record is from RefSeq and is a predicted model, not a curated record. Gene Ontology annotation, cellular component: protein phosphatase type 1 complex. Gene Ontology annotation, molecular function: protein phosphatase 1 binding; glycogen binding. Gene Ontology annotation, biological process: regulation of glycogen biosynthetic process. NCBI's taxonomy places the organism in Eukaryota, Metazoa, Chordata, Actinopteri, Esociformes, Esocidae.
UCAUUGAGUGAUGUAUUCUAAUGAUAGUAGCCAUGCGGACAGUGUUCUCGAACACAAUACCCAACCUCUCUCAUCGUAUUUAAACGGGUCACGCAGUCAAGUGUUUAUUUAUUUAUCCCCUCAAUUGAAUGUUCUAGAAUGUAAAAACUAAAACACACCCUUCAAGGAAUCGACCUAAGACAGCAGGAACUAAAGAUUGAACUGGAAGGAAUAGCAAAGCAUGGCACAGGGAAGCCAGAAUAGAUUUCAACCUUAUGCUUGGUGGAAAUUCAGCUGCCCCAUAAGGUCAGGCAGGGGUCGUCUACUUAAAUUAAGACACUGCAGAGCUGGUGCAACAUAUGGCUUGGAAAAUGUACCUCAAUCCAGUUUAUUCAAUCAAUUUCCUCCGAAGUCGAACAUGCCGGUUGAGUUGGCCAUGCCGCUUUACCUGCCAAACGACAGCUUCCGCUACAGGAGGACCCCAAAACCACUACGACCGUGUCUGAAGCCCCGCAUGAUGUUCCAACCCGCUGCCCCUCCCAAGCUGAUUGAACCAGAAGAGGAGAAUGGAAAACCCAAAAGGAGAGUGUCCUUUGCUGACCACCGGGGCCUGGCACUCACAAAGGUGAAGGUAUUUUCGCAGUUUGAUGACUUCAUUGAGAUCCCACUCAAAAUUAGAUCGGAGAUUACAUCAGAGGUGUUCAACUCUGCCCUCAAGUUACCAGAGGAGGAAGACAAACUGGUACUGGACUUCAUCCAGCCCUCCUCUGACUACCUCCUGUUCCGUCAACGUCUGGAGACUGAGCUGGUCUGCCUGGAGCAUUGCAUGCUGAAAGAGAAGGCACUGGCUGGAACUGUGAAGGUCAAAAACCUGUCCUUUAAGAAGUCUGUCAAGGUGCGUGUGACCUUUGACUCCUGGAAGAGCUACACGGACUGGGAUUGCCAGUAUGUGAAGGACACCUAUACGGGCUCGGACCGUGACACCUUUUCCUUUGAGUUCUCUUUGCCAGCUGAGCUGAGGCCACAUAAACACGUAGAGUUUGCCAUCUGCUACGAAGUCAACGGUCAGACGCACUGGGACAGCAACCAGGGCCAGAACUACAGGAUCGUCUGGUCUGCACUGAAGAACGGUCGACAGGUAAGCUUGAGCAGUAACCAGCAGAGACACUUGAUUGAUGCGGCAAUUCAUUUUGAUCUCUAUGGAAGUCCCAGGUGUUCCCAUGGCAUCUUCCCAGAGUGGCCAAGUUAUGCAGGAUAUGAGGACAUUGGACCCUACUACUGAUGGUUGAUUGUUAGAAAAUGUUUUCUUUUCAAAAGUUGAGUGAAACAACAGAAGGCUAGUCUGGCUGUGCUUUAGGACAAAAGCAGUUAGGACAUGGAUGAACAUGUGACAUACUCAUUCCAUUGCAGGUUUGAUAAACAGGAAUAUCUCAGAUGUUAAUGAACCAAAAGAAAAACCUAAUUAAGAUCUCUUUUGUACUGGAUACAUAUGUUUGGAUGAGCCAUAGUUAACUUGACAGGAACUUGGAUAAACACUGUUAUGAAGAAAUGUGUGAUGCACAGAACACACAACGGCAUACAAAAUAACUGGAAGAAAAGUGUUUUUCAUGGUUGUCAAUCUUCCAGUGAUUUUGUUUUUAACAAAUAGAUUUGUAAUCAAUAUGUUGUACUUUCACAUCACAUUUCUUGCACUGACUUUUUUUUUUGUUUUAGUUGAUUUCUGUUAAGUGAUAUGACUUAAGAAUUGAUGUAGGGCUAGAAUUUGCACAAUAAGUUUGUACUGAGCUCAUUCUAUUAUGUGGGUGUUUGUUUCUAAAUCCUUCCAUUUUUUUUAAAAAAAGGGGUGGGAACAGCAGCAAUUAAUUUGGCUGGAACUUUAGAAAUGCACAUUUCUGUCUGCUCCUAAUGAUGGUUUAAAAUGUUUUACUGUGUUCACUAUGCUGCUCUAUGUAAAUAAGAAUAAUUCAUGUGUUUUUAAGGUAAGAAGGUAAAGUAUUAAGGAUGGAUUGUGUGUCAGAGAUCUAAUUAUAGUGUUUAAAGAGCCGCUGUAUACUAUUAAUGCUGGAAAUGUGAAAUAAAGAAUCUGAGAUAUUCA